AUGGCGCCCUCUCACGUACUAAGAUGCUGUCAACGGGGUUUAUCUUGGAUACCUGUUAUUUUCAUAAACUUGGUCGUAUGCUGGUCCUAUUACGCCUAUGUCAUGGAGCUCUGCUUAUACACAAUCUCAAAUACUGAGGAGCAGGUGAUGUACCUGGUGGUCUUUCAUAUCUGCUUUAUCAUGUUCAUGUGGUCGUACUGGAAAACUAUCAUCACCAAACCUGUGAAUCCAUCCAAAGAGUUCUGCCUGCCCAAAGCUGACAGGGAGCAGUAUGAGAAAGAGGAACGCCCGAGGCCUCAGCAGGAGAUUCUGAAGAGAGUGGCCAGAGACUUGCCCGUAUACACACGCACUGGAUCUGGGGCCAUCAGGUACUGUGACCGAUGUCAGCUGAUUAAACCUGACCGCUGUCAUCACUGCUCCACCUGUGACACGUGUGUGCUGAAAAUGGACCAUCAUUGUCCAUGGGUUAACAACUGCGUGGGAUUCUCAAACUAUAAGUAUUUUGUCCUGUUCCUGGGCUAUUCCAUGCUCUACUGUGUCUUCAUCGCUGCCACUGUUCUGCAAUACUUCAUCAAAUUUUGGACACUUUGCCGUUGGAAAGCUGCUGAACACUGUAAGGUAAACACUUCGACACGCACGCCAAAUUCCAACGUCUUGUUUCUUUUCUUUGUGGCGAGCAUGUUUUUCAUCAGCAUCCUGUCGCUCUUCAGCUACCACCUCUGGCUCGUCGCCAAGAACAGAACCACCAUAGAGGCUUUUCCGGGCCGCCUGUCUUCAGACACGGUGCAGAUAGACGGCUUUACCCUGGGUUUCCGCAAAAACGUCUCCAGGUGUUUGGUGUACCAGAAGAAGUACUGGUGCUUACCUGUUUACACCAGUCUAGGAGACGGCUACACGUUCCCCACUCGCUUUGUAAACGUUGACCCCCGACAAGCAGUUGUUCUUUCACUUGACCAAUAUCAGUCCAAUUGUUGGUCAAUCAGUAGUGUUGACGGGCAAACGAACUCCAAACCGCUAAGCGAAUCUCAGAACCAUCUCCUCGGCAACGACGUGCAAGGAAACGGCACUCAUAUUGCUAGGGACACCUCUAUGGACACAGAUUCCGGUUCUCUGGAGUCAGCUUUUGGCACCGAGCUCUGCGGCACGUCAGCUAGUAGUGCCUGCUGA
This is a messenger RNA of Chanos chanos (milkfish), 1167 nucleotides long. It is a transcript of the gene zdhhc20a, whose product is annotated as zDHHC palmitoyltransferase 20a. The record is from RefSeq and is a predicted model, not a curated record. Gene Ontology annotation, molecular function: palmitoyltransferase activity. NCBI's taxonomy places the organism in Eukaryota, Metazoa, Chordata, Actinopteri, Gonorynchiformes, Chanidae.